AUGGCCAUCCAAGUCUUCAUUGCACACACUGGCCUUGCACUGACCUUCGAUGAUCCCAACGCUCGCGUUGACCAUCUUCGCUCAUGGGUCGAGCAGACCACCCACAUCCCCGUCGGCCGCCAGAUUCUCAUGACCGCACGGGGCAAAAUCGUUAAGAAUCUCAACGAACCCGAAAUCUUUGUCUACGACAAGGAAUACCUCUCUCCCUCUUCCAAGCCUCCCUCCCGCCAGAAUGUUCAAAUCGAACCGCCCACAGAACCUCCUUCCUCCCUAGCCGAUGAGUCUAGCCUCGCCGCCUGGCAAGAUCUCUUCAAAGCCAGGCAAGACUGGUCCCUCCGAGCCUUUGAGGUAGCCCGGAAUGGCGUUGACAAUCUUGAGGUCUGUGCCGAUGAGGCAACUAUAAUAGCAAGAUCGAUGAAGGUGGCUUUGGACAACCUCCGCAAUCAUGUCACCAACCUGCAACAAAAGUUUGAAGAAACCAAACAAUGGGCAGAAGGCUAUAUUCAAGAGCACCGAAGUGUGCUAAAAGAGUGGCAAGGCAGUGCCAACCUGCUCGCCGAGCUACCUGUCCGAGAAGACGUUGCAAGGAUCUUGGGACGCACUGGCAACGUGGACAGUGGCCAAUUCACUGCUCCUGUGGGAACACUCGUUGACCUUGUCGACAAAGACGCCCUACACAAUGCCGCACUCAGUGUGGAAAAAUCGUCGGCAGAAUUUGAGGAAAACUUGAAAGCCCUCCAAGCGGACAUGGAAGCCUUGAAGACAGAUGCUGAAGAUGCAGACCACCACACCCCUCAAAUUCCAGACAUCGAUACAAAUGCACUCAUGGAUGAAACCGAGACUCUGGCAAACCGCAUUCAUUCUGACCUGGAAGACAUAUUGAAGUUGCCAAACAAUCAAAAAUCAAUAGUCGCUGCCUCUCGUAAGGCUGCAGUCCACACUCGAGAGCUGCUCCCUGCACUGCAAGGCGUAGUAGAGGAAAUCAUCCAGGCCUCCUCGUCGGCCUCUGAUGCCCGAGCCACCAUCUCAACUCAGUGGUAUUCUACACUACAAACCAUCUCCAAGCUCCAGUCUCGACUUGCCGAUGUUCAACCUCGAAUAUUCAGCCUUGACUUUCAGGACGUCGACAACUGGCAGGUGCUUAACAAGGUCUUUCAGCUGCCCCUUGUUUAUGGUGAUACCCUGAUCGAGGCAACACGCCGAUCUGAGUGGACUGAGCGCAUGCGACUGGAGGUCGACACCCUUCAUCAAGACCUGUCUCAUCAGACCGAAGAAGAGCAGAGGAGGCGUAAGAAAUGGGCAACGGCACACAGCGAGUUCUUGAGUGGUGAGCUGAACGCAAAGGAUGCUUUAAUCGACCUCAAGGCAUCGAGCCCUCGCAAUUCGUGGCCCUUUGUUAAUCGCGAUGAGAUCUUCGCCUGGAUCGACGACUUACGAGCGCUGGGCAUCAACGACGCUGUACAGGCAGUCACACAGCGUUUGAAAGACCUAGACACAACCCCCAAAACCCCCAAACCAAAGCCUUUCAAGAAUGGAAGCGUCCACGAUCUCAGCCAGAGCACAGCUUUUCGGAGCGGACCAGAGGCGCGGACCAUGCAAGACGAACGACUGCGGCUGGAGGAGAAACUCAGAGCUUCCGACAGUCGAGUGCGCAAGCUGGAAGAUCUGUUGCAUCGCCAAAGCCAACUCAGCCGCCCAGCCAGCGGUAUCUUUGUUCCUGGUAGUGCGGCCGACUUUGAAAGACACUCUCCUUCCCCGAGCCCCUUCAACAGACAGAGUGAUAUCUCUCGUAGAUCUUCCGUAUCCACAAGACGACUGUCAAGCACCCAGGAUGAGAAGACCCUUGUCCAGAAAAUCGUGGCCUUGGAAAGCCAAAUCCAAAAAUUGCAGGAGGAGACACAUGCUGAGCGAAGAUCCAGUACAGAGAGCAGAGACAAGAUGCAGGAGGCUGAAUCCGUCAAACGAGACUUGAUGGCCAACUUCGAAGCCCAGAAACAAGAAUUCGAUGAUGAAAGACAACUACUGGAUGACGAAGUUCAUAGACUCAGGGUCAAGUUGGAAGAAGCAGAAGACGAACUUGAUCGACUCACCGAAUCAAGAGACCACCUCCGCAACGAGCAGGAUCAAAAUAUCAAUAACUUGCGUAAUGAAAUCGAACAGCUCAAGAAGACUUCGGCCGAGGAGCAGGCUCAGCUGAAGCGUCGACUGGAGGAGGCCCAGAAAGAAACACAGGCUCAACGUGACAAAGUCAUACUGUCUGACCGUCAGCUGCAUCAAGUCAAAGAGGAGCGAGCGGCGGCGCAGAGCCAGAACGUGACCCUGGCCAAUCAAUUGAGAAGCAUGGAAGAUCGUCAGCAGGAAUAUCUCGCCAGCUUGCAAGCAGUACACUCCAACCUCUCACCCGCUGGAUCUGCUCCAGAAGACCUCCUUCGGCUGGUUCGCGCCCUCGAGAUUCUGUCAGAAGGCGCCGCCAUCCAUUCCCGAGGGCUCGACGAUCAUCUACAUCUUCUCACCGCCGAGAAUAAGACACUUGAGGAAAAGGUUCGACAUACGGAGGACCGAAUCAAGUCGUUGACCACUCAACUGACUUCUCUGGAGACCAAAGCUGCCGAAGCAAGGGAGGUUCUUGGACAGGAAAGGUCUAAAGCCUCUUCGCUACGCUCCGAGCUUGCUACUGAACGCUCGGAGAUGCGAAGUCUACGUGAGAAGUUCGCUGCUGGCGAGACAGGGUCUGAUGCCUUGCGCCAACAAUUACAAUCGGAGGAGGCCAAGGUGACUGAACUGAUGGAGGCCAAGGCUGAGAGAGAAAGCACCAUUGAGCAGUUGAAACACGAGAUUGAGACUCUUGCUGGGGAUGCACGCAAUUCUCUCGAACUGCAGGGCACGUUACAGGCACAUUUGAACAAACGCGGCGAAAAGGCUAAACAGUUGUCGGAGCGACUUUACCACCACCACGACCGCAUCAUUCGAAUGCUGGAGCAGUUUGGAUAUUCAGUCUCUCGCCAGGAUGAUGCACUGGUCAUUCAACGUGCAUCCAAAGUCAACGCAGCAAGUGCGCUUCUGAGUGGCGGUGAGGGCUCGUCCAGCAUGAAGAGAACAAUUUCAGGCUCUGGACCCCCACAGCAUUACUCUGACCCGUCAGACCUUGAUACUUUGUAUUGGAUGUCUGAUGCGGACGUUUCCAACGAGGACAACAAAUAUCAAGGCUUCGUCACCGCGUUGCAGCGUCUCGAUGUCGACACCACGAUCGACCUCAUCACCAAACGAUACAAAGACGUUGAGGCGCUGGCGAAGAAGUAUCAAAAGGAGUCCCGUGGCUAUCGCGAAAGAACUCACCGCCUUCAGGCUGAAGCACACGACAAAAUUGCCUAUCGAUCCUUCAAGGACGGAGACUUGGCGUUGUUCCUCCCGACACGUAACCAGGCGACGCGACCUUGGGCAGCAUUCAAUGUUGGUGCGCCUCACUAUUUCCUACGAGAACAGGAUGCACAUAAGCUCCGAGCCCGGGACUGGCUAUUGGCCCGAAUCACCAAAGUGGAAGAACGAACUGUUGAUUUGUCUCGCUCAAUGCGUAGCACUUCAGCCGUGGCAGAAGCCAGCGAUGCAGGAUCUCUGCGGUCGCUGGAUGAUGAGAACCCAUUUGAGCUGUCGGAUGGCCUGAGAUGGUACAUGAUUGACGCAUCGGAAGAGAAACUUGGAGCUCCCGGCACCCCAUCCGUCGGCAAAUCUACUGUGACGGCCUCGAACGUCGACGUCAAAGGUCACAUGGGUCGAAAAGAGCAACCACGAGGAAGCAGUGGCGGACACCCAAAUACAACAUUGGUCACGAAAACUCUGACUAAAAGUUUGGAUUCCCGCCGGUCAAGUUCGGGAAGUAAGAAGAGCGUCGAUCUUACGGCUAACCGAAAACGCGACAACAGUGGUCUCAAAGACAUGGCUGCACCACUUGCACCGAUCAUCAGUGAUACAGAUGCUGAACGUGACCCUCCAACCCGGCGGAACAACAGCAUCAGUAGGCUCGAGGGCAAUCUUGCAGCAGAAGAUGGAAGUUCACCAGCAGAACCGUCCAUGCCAUCUGCAUCACCGAGCUUUGUCCGGCAGCCCAGCGAGAGAGCGCAGACUGACCGGGAGAAUGCUCAGAUAUUCGAAGUGGUGAGGCGCGACCUGUUGCUCGGCCCGUAA
Exophiala mesophila is the source of this 4182-nucleotide messenger RNA. RefSeq lists its product as uncharacterized. The transcript has a single exon. The record is from RefSeq and is a predicted model, not a curated record. NCBI's taxonomy places the organism in Eukaryota, Fungi, Ascomycota, Eurotiomycetes, Chaetothyriales, Herpotrichiellaceae. Gene Ontology annotation, biological process: autophagosome assembly; autophagy of mitochondrion; reticulophagy. Gene Ontology annotation, molecular function: molecular adaptor activity; protein kinase binding. Gene Ontology annotation, cellular component: phagophore assembly site membrane; extrinsic component of membrane; Atg1/ULK1 kinase complex. The coding region runs from base 1 to 4182 and encodes 1393 amino acids.